AUGUCUGGGCUGCCCGGCGGCCCGGAGCAGAGCGCGCCCGACGCGCCGCGCGCUGGCUUCGUGCUGGGGCUGGACGUGGGCAGCUCUGUGAUCCGCUGCCACGUCUAUGACCGGGCGGCGCGGAUCCGCGGCUCGAGCGCUCAGAAGGUGGAAAGUCUUUAUCCUCAAACUGGCUGGGUUGAAAUUGAUCCUGAUGUUCUCUGGGUUCAAUUUAUUGCUGUAAUAAAAGAUGCUGUCAAAGCUGCUGGAAUACAGAUGAAUCAAGUUGUUGGUCUUGGCAUAUCAACACAGAGAGCAACUUUCAUUACGUGGAACAAGAAAACAGGACAUCAUUUUCACAACUUCAUUAGUUGGCAAGACCUAAGAGCUAUUGAACUUGUAAAAUCUUGGAAUAGUUCUCUUCUAAUGAAGGUAAUACACAGUUCCUGCCGAGUGCUUCACUUUUUCACUAGAAGUAAACGACUACUAGCCGCCCAUAUGUUCACUUUCACCACCCAGCAAGCUUCUCUGCGCCUGGCCUGGAUAUUACAGAAUAUAAUAGAGGUGCAAAAGGCAGCUGAAGAAGGAAAUUGUUGCUUUGGAACUAUUGACACCUGGUUAUUACAUAAGCUCACCAAAGGUUCUGAAUAUGCCACGGAUGUUUCAAAUGCCAGUACAACUGGACUUUUUGAUCCCUAUAAGAUGUGUUGGAGCAGUCUCAUUACCUCCUUGGUUUCAAUACCACUCUCCCUCCUGCCUCCUGUGAAGGACACGAGCCACAAUUUUGGAUCAGUGGAUAAAGAGAUAUUUGGUGUGCCUAUACCAAUAGUUGCCUUGGUCGGCGACCAGCAGUCAGCCAUGUUUGGAGAAUGCUGCUUCCAGACAGGAGACGUGAAAUUAACCAUGGGAACUGGGACUUUUUUGGAUAUUAAUACUGGAAAUAACCUACAACACACUGUGGGAGGAUUUUACCCAUUAAUUGGGUGGAAGAUUGGGCAAGAAGUUGUGUGCUUGGCUGAAAGCAAUGCAGGAGACACUGGUAUUGCCAUAAAGUGGGCUCAGCAGUUAGAUCUUUUCACAGAUGCUGCUGAAACUGAAAAAAUGGCCAAAAGUUUGGAAGAUUCUGAAGGAGUUUAUUUUGUUCCAUCUUUUAAUGGAUUACAGGCGCCAUUAAACGACCCCUGUGCUUGUGCCUCUUUCAUGGGUUUGAAGCCUUCCACCAGUAAAUACCACCUCGUUCGAGCAAUAUUGGAGUCAAUAGCUUUCAGAAACAAACAAUUAUAUGAGACGAUGCAGAAAGAGAUUCGUAUUCCUGUAACAAAAAUCCGGGCAGACGGAGGAGUCUGUAAGAACGAUUUUGUCAUGCAGAUGACUUCAGACUUGAUUAAUGAGAACAUAGAGAGACCUGACCACUUUGACAUGUCCUGCCUAGGUGCGGCGUCUCUAGCAGGCCUUGCUGUUGGGUUUUGGACCGACAAGGAGGAGCUAAAGAAACUGAGGCAAAGUGAAAUGGUUUUCAAGCCACAGAAGAAAUGGCAAGACUAUGAAAUGAAUAUGGAAAACUGGCUCAAAGCCGUGAAACGCUCCAUGAAUUGGUACAACAAGAUGUAAUCAACUGAUGCUAUGGAAACCGUAGCUGGCUGAUAUCCAUGAUGUGCACACGAGGCAAAGCUCAGGGAUAACCAGAAAUUAACAGUGACCUGGAAAAGAUGCCAAGCAAGCUUCACAGCCUCAGAGGAAAAAGAAUUGCUUUUCAAAACAAAACAAACUUUUGUUUUUAUCCAAAGAUUGAUAAAAUUAUAAGGCAACAAUACCUCAAAACUUCGGAUUUUUUUUUUCUCAAAUUCCAAAGGACAUUAGCCAUUUCCAGCCAUAUUUUGAUAGUUAUGGUUCCUCCUCCUUGUUUGCCUUGCCUGUGCGGGAUAUGUUCCAAAACCCCAGUGGAUGCUAAAACCAUGGAUAGUACCAAAACCUAUAUUUGCUAUGGUUUUUCCUCUACACAUGUGAUAAAAUUCAGCUAAUAAAUUAAGUGUGAUAAGGGAUUAACACUGGUAAUAAAAUAGAACAAUAUAACAAUAUACUGUCAUAAAAUUACGUAAGGGAGGUCUCUCUUCUAAAAUAUCUCAUUGUGCACUACUGACCUCCCUUUUGGUGUUGAUGUGAGAUGGUACAGUGGGUGAGCAAUGAGGUGAAGUGAGCUGAAUAAGUACACACUUGUCAUGCUUCCUGGCUCUGACCUUUACAGCCUGAAGUGCAAUAGCAAAAGUAGCACAAAUUUCUUUUUCCUUCACAAUUUCCCGGAUAGAAGAUUUGUUCUCACCAUUGAUCUUAGCAAUCUCAGCAUGUGGUUUUUUCCUUUCCUUAUUUUUUUUCUUUCCUAAGCAAAAGACUUUCACCUUUUUUUUUAACUUUAAAGGAGCAUUUUACAGCUUUUCUUUGGUAUAUCUGAAUGGCCAGCAUCACUGCUCUUGCGUGUUGGGACUGUUACUGAGUAAAAUACUUGAACACAAGAUCUGCAGUAAAGUGACAGUGAUGUGAUAACCAAGACAGCUAAUAAGUGACUAACAAGCGGGUAGCAUAUACCGUGUGGAUACACAGGACAACGGGAUGAUUGGCACAACAGUGUGGGAUUUCAUCAUGCUACUCAGAAUGGCACGCAAUUUAAAACUUAAGAAUUGUUUAUUUCUGGAAUUUUCCACAUUAUAUUUUUGGACUAUGGUUGACUGCAAGUAACUGAAACCACGAAAAGUGAAACUUUGGAAAAGGGGGCCACUGUACAUAGAAACAUAAUUGUUUACCCUCUGAACAGUGGAUCAAGCACCAUUCACACUUUGUUCCAAAAUUAAUGUGAAAAGUAUUUCUUCAAUUCUUUAAAAUUAAGUGGGCUAUUUGAAGUCCAUAUAGGUAAAAAAAGGAAGAACUGAGAAAAUGUAGAAUUUUGGAAUAUUAAUAUUUUAUGUUUAAAGCCAUAAUUUUUUUAAUGUCAUAUCCAAAUAUGAGCCCAGCAUGUCCCUCAGGUAAAUGUGUUAGUCAGUGCUUUCCUUUCCUGCACUUGAAGUCACUGCCUUAAUUUCUCCUUGUUCAGCCAAAAUCUUUGCAUUCUUUAUAUGUUAAAAACUAAUUUUAGUUAUUAAUUCUUAAGGAAUAGAAAAAUAUGCUUAUUUUCCUUCUGAAAUAUUAAUUCUUUCAAAAACUGUGUGAGGUACAACAUUCUGGUUUUUUUUUUUUAACAGAAUGUAAGUAGUUAACACAAAUUUAGUCUUGUCUUUUUUCUUUCUUAGUUGUUAGUCGUUAGCUGUUAUGCUGGCAUAAAUGUCUUUUUUAUUAAGUGCCUGAUCGACAGAGCUUACUUUGAAGAAAGUGCCCUAAUUUAUUAGUGACUUAAGAAUUGCCUUCAUUGGAGAAUUUGACUUGUCUGAGUAUCUUCUGUUGUUCGUUCAGUCUGCUCAUCUCUGAGAUGUGUGUAGAGGAUAGCAGAUGUGCGGUAAGGGGAUGUGUCCAUGUUAAUGACUGCCCUCUGGCCGCCCACCCAGAGAUCCACAGUGGGGAGCUAGCUGUUGGACAGUUGGACUGUUGGACAGUCCAACAUCCUCAAGCUCUCUUGCUAGAAAUAACAUAGAGAAGCGAGCGUUGUGAGUAGCUCCAGGCUGGGGGUGAAGUUGUCACAAGGCAGGGUGACACCUUCCAAUGUGUUCUGCUGCCCUCUUCCCUUCCCUACAUCUGCCAUGGGUUCUAUUUGGAUUUGCAGUCAAGAUUUGGUCAUAAACAUAAAGUUCUAGUUAUGAAACUAGCUGUUACCUAAUUUGUAACUAAGGGAGGGAUUCUUGCAGAGAAUGUUGUUGUUGUCAUAUAUGACAAUGUCAAACAAGUAUGACAGAACUAAUGGUAAAAUGGAGUUUCUGCAAAUCCCACUUCAGAGAACCUCAGUUCUCAAAUUACUGAAUUUUUCUGAUGGAGGCAUUUUAGCAAAUGUAUGGUAUUAGAAACUCCCAUGAAUUAAGAUUUGGAAUUAUUUUAUUAAAUCGGAGUAUUUGAUAAGUCAGAUAAUAUUCUUUUCAUUCUUUCUGUUUUUUACAUCUUUGCCAAAGACUAAUGACUAAUUAAAGGCUUUCUUUUCAAAAUUGUAUGAAGGCUGCUCUUUUGCUUUGCUCUUUCUUACAGAUUCUGCUUCUCAUUGAGUGUGAUUUCAUAGGAAAUAAUUCUUUUUGUUAGAAUGUAUCAAUUUAUAACAUUGAUAGUGCCUAAAAGUGUGCUCAUUUAUUUCUUUUCCAUAUUCUUCUUUCUCAACAUAUAACCACAACAUAAAGGAUAAACACUUUAUUUUUAAAAGAUUUAUUUAUUUAUAUAUUUAUUUGAGAGCAUAGUUACAGACAGGGAGAGAGAGAGAGAGAGAGCGAGCUCCUCCAUCUGCUGAUUCACUCCCCAGGUGGCUGUAAUGGCUGGAGCUGGGCUGAUCCAAAGCCAGGAGCCAGGAGCUUCCUCCGGGUCUCCCACGUGGGUGCAGGGGCCCAAGCACUUGGGCCUUCUUCCACUGCUUUCCCAGGCCAUCAUCAGGGAGCUGGAUCAGAAGUGGAGCAGCCAGUACUUGAAGUGGUACCCAUAUGGGAUGUUGGCGCUGCAGGCAGAGGCUUAACCUACUAUACCACAGCGCUAGCCCUGAUAAAUACUUUUCAGACAGUGUGAGAAAAUAACUUUGAGUGUCUCUCACUGGACUUAAGCAGCCCCUCAAAAAUCCGUGGCUAAUUUCUUAUCUUCUAUGAACCUAUAAACUAAUCUUUUAUCUUUAAUAUUUCUAGCCAAUAUUAGUGACAGUUCAGUAAAUCCUUUUUUCAGAUUUAACCAUGAUCAAAAACAUCAUCACGUUUGCUUUUAUGGUUCCAGAAAACAUUGUAAUCAAAAUCAGCUAAGGAGAAAAAUUAUCCUUAUCAUCUAUUAUCCUUAUCAUUUAUUUUUCAUUUGUGCACUACUAUUGGAAGUUUCAAACAAUGUAUGCUAAUAUUUCUUAGCAUGUUUUAUUUUCCCUUUAUGAAGAUAUCAGAUAGUUUUAGGAAGUCUCCAGAUAUCUCACCCUGGAGGAGAAUGUUCCUGUAUAAUCCAUCUUUUUUUUUUUUGACAGGCAGAGUGGAUAGUGAGAGAGAGAGACAGAGAGAAAAGUCUUCCUUUUUGCCGUUGGUUCACCCUCCAAUGGCCGCUGCGGCCAGCGCAUCAUGCUGAUCCGAAGCUAGGAGCCAGGCACUUCUCCUGGUCUCCCAUGCGGGUGCAGGACCCAAGCACUUGGGCCAUCCUCCACUGCCUUCCCGGGCCAUAGCAGAGAGCUGGCCUGGAAGAGGGGCAACCGGGAUAGAAUCCAGCACCCCGACCGGGACUAGAACCCGGUCUGCCGGCGCCGCAAGGUGGAGGAUUAGCCUGUUAAGCCACGGCGCCGGCCCCCUGUAUAAUCCAUCUUAAAAUGGACUAAAAUUUUGUUUGCACCAUAGAUUUAACUGAUUUUUAAAUCUUUUCUAUCUGACCAACAUAAGAUUUUCCAAUUUCAGCACUGACAUUCAGCUGAAUAAUUCUUUGUUCUGGAGGGCAUCAUAGGAUGUUUAGCAGUGUCCAUGACCUCUGCCCUCCAGCUCCCAAUGGUAUCCCCCCUAGUUAUAACCAAAAAGGCCUCUAAGCAUUGCCACCCUGGGAUACAAGAUCACCCCCAGUUGAGAGCCAGUGAUAGAAGAAAAUGGAAGACACAGUGAAUAUAGAGUCACAUUCUUUUUAUCUGUUUUAUUUUACCUUAGGAAAUGGUUUAAUAGCAAAAAGAGGUGGUAGUAGUACAUUAAAAUAAAUAGGGUUUCUGCUUUGCUAGUUAAUUAGGGAAAAAAUCUGAUGUUGCAGUUAUGUCUUCUGUUUUACCUACCCACCCCCAGCCCUACCUUUGCAAACUAUGAUCUUACUUAGUAGGCCCAUGACUUCAGUAUAGUAUUUAGGGCUUAGGGCUAGGGUUAGGGGUUAAUGUAUUCUACAGAUUAUCUUUGACUUGAUCUGCUUUUUUACUUCAUUUUUAACUGGGAAUAAAGAGGGUGAUCACUCUCUUUCAUCUGCCUUCUGUAUAAACCCUCACCAGACUGGAAUCUCCUUGAAAGCAGAAAUGGUGUCUGCAUCCGCAGAACCAAACACUGUGCCUUCCUGUUUGUGGGAUCCGUUUUUACUUUGUAAGUGCAACUUUGUUUGCAUACACGUUUUGUUCCUGACUUUCCUGGUCGUUUGUUGGAAAUGAACUAGUUCAGUGAAUGAUUGAGAAGGACUACUUUGCUAUGACAGCUAGAAUCCUCGUGUUGUUUAUUUAAAAAUUCUUCAUGUGUUUAUAUGUCUGCAAGCGCGUUUCUCAGAGAGACACAUCCACAAAUCACUUAGUCACCGGUUUUAUGUGUUUGACUGUGGGUAACAGAGAUUGAAUCUUCCGGAUGCCAGACAAGCUGGUGCUAUAGGAAGGGAAAGGCAGAAGGAGCCCCUUCUGCAGGGGAGGUAAUCGCUGGAGACCAGGCUUUAACCCCAACUGGCAGGAAUUUUAUAGUCUGAGGGGAGAAUACAGCCAUCUCCUGGCAUUCUUAGACUUGGAGUCGAGUCAUCCUACAGACAGCCUACACAGUUUAAAUAUACCAUAAUGGAUUCUGAAUCCCUUUGGGAAACCUGGAUCACGUUUCUCCAUUGAAGUUAAAGACGCCAAACCCACCUUAGACCUCUGAGACCUACUUGGUCCCAGAAUUAUCUCAAAAUAGCAAAAGCCAGGUCAUCUGUUCAAACCAUUCAAAAUAGAUGAUGCCAAAACAUCCGACAGGCGAUCCAGAAUCAUGUUGUUUUUGUAAGUUUUGGGGCUUCAUAGCCAUAAAUAUUUUGGCACCAGCAUCUAUUGUAAUUCACUGGCUAUGUUGUCUCUACGUUCCCGUGAGAUGCUUGUCCCUGGAGGAAUGCAGGAAUGGGAACAGGAGACAGGAGCCUGCAGAAUCACUUAUUUAUGAAAUUCCCUGCUACUCUGUUUCCCCUCCUUUGACACUUUCCUAAAUUUAGUCUAUUAUAAAAUGGCUGUGUCUAGACAGAUAUCGGUGUUGUUUAGGGGGGGAAAAUGAUACAGGAACUCCAAUUUAAAUGAGCCUUACCUUUAUAAGAAACUGCCAAACUGUUUUUCCAAGUGGCUGUAUCAUUUUCUCCGCAGCAGUGUAUGAUGGUCAACUUUCUCCACUUCCUCACCAGCAUUGAUGUCACUGUCUUUUAUUAGCCAAUCUGACAGUGAUAUCUCAUUGUGGUUUUAACUGUAUUACUAUAAUAUAAUGAUAUUGAACAUCUUUUCAUAUAUCUUUUUGCCAUGUAUUUAUCCUCUUCAGUGAAAUUUCUGCCUGUUUGCUAACUGAAUUGUUUGCUAAAUGAGCCAUAUCUUAAAAUACCCUUUUUAAAAUUUUUUAAAUCAGUCCAGUGACUUAAGAAAUCAAUAAAAGAUUUUUCAAAUCCUUCUAGGUAAAAUAUGUAUAGCGUUUGAACAUGAUUUUUUAAUCUGAGCAGAAGAAUUCUUGUACUCCUUGUGUGGUACUAAUGCUGUGUAAAGUUUCAAAGACACCUUUACUUGGAAUGUUAAGCAGAAUGUACAGAUACAUACAUUGUACUUGGCUAUCAGAAUGUUUCUAGUCUUUUUUAUUUAAAAUAAGUGAUUUAAGGGUAUCAGAAUGACUUUGUGAAAAAUUAAUUAAAAUUUUUCCUAUUUGUGCAACAUGGGUAAAUGUAGAAUCCUAUAUGUAUGCAUUAAUAUAUUCUUAUUUCUCUGGUGUUCUUUAAUUUCAUAGUUUUAUUAAGUAGUCAUUGAGAACCUUAUAAAGUGCAAUCGUUAAGCUCUAUAGAUAAAAAUCAAGGAUGCUCAGCAAUUGAAAUUUUUUUUCUUAUGCAUGUGAAUUUUUCCCUUAGCUUUUUGUGCACGUUAACUUUUAAAUUUAAAAAAGAAAUUUACUUGGACAUUUUUAUUACUAUUUUCUGUUUGGGUUUCUGCACAUUAAGAAAGUCAUAAAAAUAAGCAUAUGUUAACUACAAUUCUACCCUGAGAUAAAUUUAUGCUUAAGAUGGUUAGAGAAGAAGAAUUUUAUGAAAGCUUCCUCUUAAGGCUCAUUAUUCUUUAUAUAUAACAUUUUUGCAUAAAGGAAACUAAAGAAGAGGGUUAAUUCUUUGUGGUGAGGAAACCAUCAGAUGCUGUGAAAUAUAUUGUACUUUUAAAUAUUUAAGAAGACAAGAACUAGAGGAAAUGUAAUUUCAUGUACUAAUAUAAAAGUAGUCUAGCAGCUAUUAAAAAUCACUUCUGAAAAUUAUAAUUGAAAAGUAUUUGGGGAACUGCAAUGAAAUGGUGCAUGGUUGACCUAUACAUGUGGGUCUAUU
This is a messenger RNA of Lepus europaeus (European hare), 8370 nucleotides long. RefSeq names its product glycerol kinase 5 (gene GK5). The coding region runs from base 1 to 1590 and encodes 529 amino acids. Gene Ontology annotation, biological process: glycerol metabolic process; glycerol-3-phosphate biosynthetic process; triglyceride metabolic process. The record is from RefSeq and is a predicted model, not a curated record. NCBI's taxonomy places the organism in Eukaryota, Metazoa, Chordata, Mammalia, Lagomorpha, Leporidae. Gene Ontology annotation, molecular function: glycerol kinase activity. Gene Ontology annotation, cellular component: mitochondrion. The transcript is spliced from 16 exons.